AUGGUCCUCCCGCCUCAUACAACACCAGCUCCGAAACCCGGUUCACUCUUCCUCCCAGCCAUGUCUUCCACGGAGCCUUCCUCAACUCAAGCACCACCCCCAGGCCCGCCCGCCGCAACACCCCUUCCCCGCCCCAAAGCUUCGGAACAAAAAGCGACAGACCCCGGCGUCCCCGCCGCCGCUGCUGCCGUCGAUCACCGCCCACCAGCCGACCCGAAGUUUGAUCUUCCCAAGCUCCGCCUGGAAAUCCGGGACCUCAACCACCCGGCAGCAGCCCAUUUCCUCUCUGCUGUAAACGCCAGCACUGCCCAGGCUACGGCCGUCCAUUCCGUUCUCAAUCUCCUCUAUGAAUCCCCCUCAUGCCCCACCACUCACGUCCCGCCCACCCGCUCCGUCACCCUGAUCCUCCGUGACAUGCCUGGUGUCGCUUAUACCACGGGCUCCGACCUUGAUGAUGACCACAAAGAGAUUCAUUUCUCCAUGUCGUACAUCGCCGGCAUUUCUGCGGAGCGCCGCACUCACGAGAUCAUGGGUGUCCUCACCCAUGAGAUGGUGCACUGUUUCCAGUGGAAUGCCCGUGGUACCUGUCCUGGAGGCUUGAUCGAGGGUAUCGCUGACUGGGUCCGCCUCAACAGCCAUCUGAGCCCACCUCAUUGGAAGCGGGAGGCUAGUGGCAAGUGGGAUGGAGGCUACCAGCACACGGCCUACUUCCUCGACUACCUCGAGGGUCGCUUCGGCGAGGGUACCGUAAGGAAACUGAAUGAAAAGCUCCGCAACCACCGCUACCAGGAAAAGGAGUUCUGGACCGAGUCUCUCGGCAGGCCGGUUGAGCAGCUGUGGAAGGAUUACCGGGAGAAGCUCAAGGAUGACGAAGCCGUGAUUGUCAACAAGGACGACAUCUCUGAUGAUGAUGUCAGGCUUGGUCUUAUGAGGGCUGCUGACGAGACUGCUGAGUAG
Colletotrichum truncatum is the source of this 957-nucleotide messenger RNA. RefSeq names its product pbsp domain-containing protein. NCBI's taxonomy places the organism in Eukaryota, Fungi, Ascomycota, Sordariomycetes, Glomerellales, Glomerellaceae. The record is from RefSeq and is a predicted model, not a curated record.